Metopolophium dirhodum (rose-grain aphid) is the source of this 2022-nucleotide messenger RNA. RefSeq names its product lipopolysaccharide-induced tumor necrosis factor-alpha factor homolog. Bases 357 to 773 code for a protein of 138 amino acids. The transcript is spliced from 5 exons. The record is from RefSeq and is a predicted model, not a curated record. Lineage: Eukaryota; Metazoa; Arthropoda; Insecta; Hemiptera; Aphididae. Gene Ontology annotation, molecular function: zinc ion binding.
UCUCGUUCACACUUCAGUACUUCACGCAAUGGCACCGAACCUAACGGACCAGACGUAUUCUGUUUAGUUCAAUACUUCAAUAUGAUAUUUUAGAUACAGUGCGUUCUUAGUGAAAAAAAUCGUAAAUCAUAAUACUCCAGUCUUUUGCACGCGCAACAGCUGGUGACACCCGCCAGUCAAUCCUCGAUUUGCGUCCGUAGGCAAUUUUUUCAAGAGCAGUUUUAAUUUUUCUUCAUUCAGUGUAUAUAGUUCAGUUAAUUUUGAGGAUUUCGAGUUUCGUGUUCAAAACCGGGUAAAAUUGAUUGCGAGUAACUUGGGUUCAAAGUUUAAACCCGUUUUGAUGCCCCGAUUUCGCCAUGUACCCGCAAGUGAACAAAGAAAAUAAUUUGCCAUCAGCUCCACCAUCCUAUUUGGACUCAAUGAAUGCUCCGAAGUAUGAGAUCUACAAUCAGGGAGAUAUCGGAGGCCAUUCAUACUCCACGUCAACAAUGGGGCCUCCACAGCCCACUCGAGUGAUCGUUGUCCAAGAAAAUCCGGAGAUUUUACCACCAUUGGGUCCAAAAUCAGUACAGUUGAUAUGUCCAACGUGUAAAUUAUUGGUGAUGACAAGAAUUGAAGAAGAGUCAUCAUCUAAUGCUUAUUUUUGCUGCAUGUUGUUAUUUAUUAUUGGAUGUUUCGUUUGUUCAUGUCUGCCAUUAUGCAUGGAUAACUUUAAGAACAGUAAGCAUUCAUGUCCAAAUUGUAAUGCUUUUAUUGGGAUUUACAAACCAUAAGCCAAUAAUAUUAUUAAUCGCCAAAUUAAUCAAAUGUGCAAACUGCAACUGCAACUGCAUAAAAUACUUUAUAUUCCUCAUUAUAUUAUUACAUUCAUUACUAUUAUUACACCUUUAAGUUUAUUUUUGACAGUAUUUCUUAUUUGGUGAACUAUUCAAUUUUGGAAUAGUUAUACAUAAUAUACCUCUGAUUGAACUUGGUAGUGAAUACAGUUAUCGUAUAGUUAUCUGGACAUUUAUAAUUCAAGUGUUCUCUUAUGAUGUUAAUACAAUUAAUAUAUUUAUAUUCUAAAAGAAGAAAUAAGUAGGUAAUGAUCUUUUGUAUAACUGAAACGCAUUAAUGUUUAUUCUAUUGUUUUUAUCCUUAAAUCAAGUUAUAUUAUAUAAAUAAAAUUGUUUGUGAUAAGUUGAAAGAGAGAAAAGGUUCAUUGAUAUAAAAACUGGAAUCCAACUAUUUAUUUAUUUUUAUUGAUAAAUAUUCCAAUAAUCUAUUAGCAGUGUUUUUUAUUUGUUCCAUAAGUAUCACCAGCUGCGUAUUACUUGCAUCCCGUAAGGUUGUUGAUAAUAGUGUAUAAUAUUACGGCCUACGGGAUGUAAGAGCGUCCCACAGACGCAACUUAUCUAUCGUAUUUAUCGAAAACUUUUUUUUUUAGGAAUUCUUUUAUUUAUAAUUAAAUAAUAUAUUAUACGUAUAACACGGCACACGUGUGAGGAAUGCGUAACUAUUUUAUUUCUAACAACUUUUAGAAGUUUCAUAUAUAGGGUACGAGUGUAUAACUAUUACAACUAUAUUCAUUAAACGUCUAAAAAAAAAAUAUCUGUUUAAAAUCACAAAUGAAUAAGUUGAUGUCGCUUUACAGUGCCGCAUUUAGACAUUUUGCGCCCCGGUGCAAAACGAAAUUGGCGCCCCCUAAGUCCCGGUGAAAAAAAGAUUGCUACCCCUAAGGGGCCUACCCACGGAAAACAUGGGAGAUAGAUCCUCAUUAACCUUUUAGAUUUUGAGCAAAGAAAAGAAUAUUUGUUUUACAAUGUGUGCUUUUUAAAAAAAAAAUUUGUUUAGUAAUUGCUUGAUCCUCUCUCCGCAAAGAUACAUUUGAAUUUAUGUCGCUUAAACCUUGCUUAUAAUUCAUCAUAUAAGUUGUUUUUUUUUUUAACUUAUUUAAGUAGGUACUUCGUGAAUAAAUAAAAUACAACCAUGCAAAUUAAUAUUUUAUAUUUUUUUGUAUAAUAUAGUAUUUUAUAAAAAUAA